Molecule: messenger RNA, 940 nt
Organism: Gossypium raimondii (Peruvian cotton)
Lineage: Eukaryota; Viridiplantae; Streptophyta; Magnoliopsida; Malvales; Malvaceae
Product: 21 kDa protein
Exons: 1
Coding region: 1-762 (253 amino acids)
Biological process (GO): negative regulation of catalytic activity
Molecular function (GO): enzyme inhibitor activity
Source: RefSeq, a predicted model, not a curated record
AUGAACUUCAAUCAAGUACUUGAUAAUCUAAUAAUUGAGCUCCAUCUUCUAGAUCCACUGUCGUCGUUGGUGUUUAUAAAGUUAGAGAUCCUUCUCGUCCAUGGAGUCACCAAAAACAACCAAGCUAGCUUCUGCAGAGAAUUUGAGGAAAUUGGAAGCUCAUACUUCUCAAUAUCAAUGGCAGCUCUUCUUAUCCUCAUUCACUUGGCAACUCUGCUAAACUCGAGUUUAGCAGUUAGGAAACCCCUUGGAACUCAAACGAACAUCGGGACCGAGUUCAUCAGGACCUCAUGCGGUACAACGACCGACCCUGGCCUGUGUAUGACCACAUUCUCAGGCUAUGCAUCCGAAAUCCAAGCUAGCCCCAAAUUGUUGGCCCGGACUGCGCUUUCUGUCUCGCUUAAUACAACGCGUUCUGCUUCAACGGUCAUCGUAAAACUCUCCAAAAGCCACGGCCUAAAGCCUAAAGAGAUUGCAGCUAUCCGUGAUUGCGUGGAAGAGUUAAAGGACUCAGUGGAUGAGCUGAAACGAGCUUGUGAUGAAAUGGGUUCUGGUGGAGGUAAAAGCUUUGAGCUUCGAAUGAGUGAUAUACAAACAUGGGUCAGCGCUGCUUUGACUGAUGAGGACACUUGCAUGGACGGCUUCUCUGGAAAGUACAUCAACGGGAAUCUCAAAACUACCGUGAGGAGACAAAUUGUGAAACUUGCACAUCUGAUAAGUAUUGCCUUGGCUUUUGUCAGUCACUAUGCUGCCCACCCGUAAGUCUUAAUUAGUUAAGGGUCAUUUUCCUUUAAUGAAAACUUUUGUGGUCAAAAGCCAUGAUGAUGAUUAUUGGAUGAAGAAGUUGUUGACAUUUUUUCCCUUUAAUUUUUGGCUUAAAAAUGUUUAACUAUUUCGUAUAUUUUUAGAGUUCAUAUAUAUUUUUAUAUUUUUAUGUCUA